Molecule: messenger RNA, 6801 nt
Organism: Rangifer tarandus platyrhynchus (Svalbard reindeer)
Lineage: Eukaryota; Metazoa; Chordata; Mammalia; Artiodactyla; Cervidae
Source: the annotation of a GenBank genome assembly
AUGAAAAUGCUGCUCAUUUUGUUCCUUAUAAUAAUUUGUUCCCAUGUUUCUGUCAACCAACAUUCUGGUCCGGAGUAUGCUGAUGUGGUGUUUCUGGUGGACAGCUCCGACCGCCUGGGAAUUAAGUCCUUCCCAUUUGUGAAGGCCUUCAUCAACAAGAUGAUCAGCAGCCUCCCCAUAGAGGCUGACAAAUACCACGUGGGCCUGGCCCAGUACAGCAACGGGCUCCACGUAGAGUUCCAGCUCAGUGCCUUCAAGAGCAGGGGCCCCAUGUUGAAUCACAUCAAGAAGAACUUCGAGUUCCUGGGGGGCUCCUUGCGAAUUGGGAAUGCUCUCCAGGAGGUCCACAGGGCCUACUUCUCCAGCGGGAGGGACAAGAAACAGUUUCCCCCGAUCCUGGUGGUCCUGGCUUCCGCCGAGUCCGAAGAUGCUGUGGAAGAGGCCGCUGAAACGCUGCGCAAAAAUGGGGUGAGGAUCGUCUCCGUGGGGAUGCAGGGGGCGUCUGAGAAGACCCUGAAGGCCAUGGCCACGGGCCAGUUCCACUACAGCCUCCGGACGGUCAGGGACCUCAGCACGUUCUCCCAGAACAUGACACAGAUUCUCAAGGAUGCAGCUCAAUACAAGGACGGGGCACUCAAUGACGUCCUUGUGGAAGUUUGCCAAGGCCCUUCCGUGGCUGACGUUGUGUUCCUGUUGGAUAUGUCCACCAACAGCAGCUGGGAGGACUUUGACUAUCUUAAAGAAUUCCUGGAAGAAAGCAUAUCUGCUCUGGACAUCAAGGAAAACUGCAUGAGGGUUGGCCUUGUGGCCUAUGCCAAUGAGACGAAGGUGAUUAGCACCCUGAGCAGGGGUGUAAACAAAUCGGAGGUUCUGCAGGACAUCCAGAGCCUUGCUCCCCAGGCCGGGAAGGCCUACACUGGAGCCGCCCUGAGAAAGAUCAGGAAGGAAGUCUUCAGCGUGCAGCACGGCAGUCGGAAGAACCAGGGGGUGCCGCAGAUCGCCGUGCUCGUGACCCACAGCCCAUCCCAGGACAAUGUGACCAAGGCCGCUGUGAACCUCCGGCGCCAGGGGGUGACCGUCUUCACCAUUGGCGUAGAGGGGGCCAGCGACACCCAGCUGGAGAAGAUUGCAUCUCACCCCGCCGAGCAGUAUGUGUCCCAGCUGAAGUCCUUCUCUGACCUGGCUGCCCACAACCAGACGUUUCUGAAGAAGCUGCGGAAUCAGAUCACACACACGGUCUCUGUCAUUUCCGAAAGGACCGAAACCCUCAAAGCCGGUUGUGUGGACACGGAGGAAGCAGACAUCUACCUGCUCAUCGAUGGCUCCGGGAGCACGCAGGCCACAGACUUCCAGGAGAUGAAGACCUUCCUGUCAGAGGUGGCGGGGAUGUUCAACAUCGCUCCCCAAAAGGUGCGGGUAGGGGCUGUCCAGUACGCCGGCCGCUGGGACUUGGAAUUUGAGAUCAGUAAGUACACGAACAAGCACGAUGUCGGGAAGGCCAUUGAGAACAUCAGGCAGAUGGGCGGGAACAGGAACACGGGCGCCGCCCUGAACUUCACCCUGGGGCUGCUGCAGAAGGCAAAGCGGCAGCGGGGAGGCAGAGUGCCCUGCCACCUCAUUGUGCUGACCAACGGCGCGUCCCGGGACAGCGUCUUGGGGCCCGCCAGCAGGCUGAGAGACGAGCUCGUCCACGUCUAUGCCAUCGGGGUCAGAGAGGCCAACCAGACUCAGCUGCGCGAAAUCGCCGGCGAGGAGAAGCAUGUCUACUACGUGCAUGACUUUGAUGCCUUGAAAGACAUAAGAAACCAGGUUGUUCAAGAAAUCUGUGCUGAAGAAGCCUGCAAAGAGAUGAAGGCCGACAUCAUGUUUUUGGUGGACAGUUCUGGCAGUAUAGGACUAGAGAACUUCAUCAAAAUGAAAACAUUUAUGAAAAACCUGGUGAGCAAAUCUCAGAUCAGGGCAGAUGGAGUGCAAAUCGGAGUGGUCCAGUUCAGCAACAUCAAUAAGGAAGAGUUUCAGCUCAACAGAUACACAUCCCAGGGGGAAAUUUCAGAUGCAAUAGACCGAAUGGCUCACAUUGGAGAAACCACCUUGACGGGGAGCGCCCUGACCUUCGUGUCUCAGUACUUCAGCCCUGCCAAGGGAGCCCGGCCCAACGUCAGGAAAUUCCUCAUCCUCAUCACAGAUGGUGAGGCUCAGGACAUAGUCAAGGACCCAGCGAUGGCCCUUCGGGAAGAAGGCAUCAUUAUCUACUCUGUAGGCGUGUUUGGCUCCAACGUCACCCAGCUGGAGGAGAUCAGCGGGAGGCCGGAGAUGGUUUUUUAUGUUGAGAAUUUUGACAUUCUGCAGCACAUUGAGGAUGACCUUGUUUUUGGAAUAUGCAGCCCCCGUGAAGAAUGCAAGCGCAUUGAAGUUUUAGACGUGGUGUUUGUAAUUGACAGCUCUGGCAGCAUUGACCAUGAUGAAUACAACAUCAUGAAGGACUUUAUGAUCGACUUGGUGAAAAAAGCUGAUGUGGGCAAGAAUCAUGUCCGGUUUGGGGCUCUGAAGUACGCGGAUGACCCGGAGGUGCUGUUUUAUCUGGAUAGCCUUGACACCAAAUGGGAGGUGAUCUCGGUGAUCCAGAAUGAUCAGCCCAUGGGGGGCAACACUUAUACCGCUGAGGCCCUGGGCUUCUCAGACCACAUGUUCACCGAAGCCCGGGGCAGCCGUCUGCACAAAGGGGUCCCCCAGGUCCUCAUCGUGAUCACCGAUGGGGAAUCCCACGAUGCCGAUAAGCUCAAUGCUACAGCCAAGGCCUUGCGGGACAAGGGCAUCCUUGUCCUGGCCGUGGGCAUCGCCGGCGCCAACCCCGUGGAGCUGCUGGCCAUGGCAGGAUCGAGUGACAAGUACUUCUUCGUGGAAACUUUUGGCGGUCUGAAGGGGAUAUUUUCAGAUGUGUCUGCCAGCGUAUGUAACUCUUCAAAAGUAGACUGUGAAAUUGAAAAAGUCGAUCUUGUGUUCCUCAUGGAUGGCUCGAAUAGCAUUCAUCCAGACGACUUUAGGAAGAUGAAGGAAUUCUUGGCGUCUGUCAUUCAAGACUUCGAUGUCAGUAACAACAGAGUGCGUAUAGGAGCAGCCCAGUUCAGCCACACCUACCGGCCGGAGUUCCCCCUGGGAAGGUUCCUCAGCAAAAGGGAGAUCUCCUUUCAGAUUGAAAACAUCCAGCAGAUCUUCGGAUACACCCACAUCGGCGCCGCCCUCCGGCAGGUGGGGCACUACUUCCGGCCGGACAUGGGCAGCCGGAUCCACGCAGGCACCCCCCAGGUGCUGCUGGUCCUCACGGACGGCCAGUCCCAAGACGAGGUGGCUCAGGCCGCCGAAGAGCUGAGACACAGAGGCGUCGACAUUUACUCCGUGGGCGUCGGGGAUGUGGAUGACCAGCAGCUCGUUCAGAUCACCGGGACCGCCGAGAAGAAGCUGACAGUUCACAACUUUGACGAGCUGAAGAAGGUCAAGAAGAGGAUUGUUCGUAACAUCUGUACCUCCGGGGGAGACAGCAAUUGCUUUGUGGACGUUGUGGUGGGAUUUGACAUCUCAACUCAGCAGAAUGGGCAGACUUUGCUCGAAGGCCAGUCCUGGAUGGAAACCUAUCUUCAAGACGUCUUACGUGCCAUCAGCUCCCUCAAUGGGGUAAGCUGUGAGGUGGGCACGGAGACUCAGGUUAGUGUGGCUUUUCAAGUGACCAAUGCUGCAGGAAAAUAUUCCCCCAAGUUUGAGAUCUACAGUGAAAACAUACUGAACAGCUUGCAGGAUAUAACAGUUAAAGGACCAUCUCUUCUCAACGCAAACCACUUGGGUUCUCUGUGGGAUGCAUUUCAGAAUAAGUCAGCAGCUCGGGGAAAGGUGGCCCUCUUAUUUUCAGAUGGAUUGGAUGAUGAUGUUGAAAAACUUGAACAAAAAUCUGAUGAACUUAGAAAAGAAGGCCUGAACGCCCUCAUCACUGUUGCUCUGGAUGGACCCACCAGUUCCAGCGACCUGGCUGAUCUUCUGUACAUUGAAUUUGGGAAAGGAUUUGAGUACAAGACACAGCUCACUCUUGGGAUGAGGGAUCUUGGGAGCCAAUUGUCAAAGCACCUGGUCAAUGUUGCGGAAAGGACGUGCUGCUGUUUAUUCUGCAAGUGCAUUGGAGGAGAUGGCGCAAGGGGAGACCCUGGACCAGCAGGGAAAACGGGACUUCCAGGUUUUAAAGGCAGUGAAGGCUACUUGGGAGAGGAGGGCACUGCUGGAGAAAGAGGAGCCAGUGGACCUGUGGGGGAACAAGGUACUAAAGGAUGCUUCGGUGCCAAAGGCCCUAAGGGAAGCAGGGGACUAAAUGGACAGGAGGGAGAAGUUGGGGAAAGUGGAAUUGAUGGGUUAAAUGGAGAACAGGGUGAAAAGGGUCUUCCUGGAACAAAAGGAGAGAAAGGCAAUGAAGGAGCCCAGGGAAUCCCAGGAGAGAGAGGAAUUUCUGGGGACCGUGGAGCAAAGGGCUUGCGUGGAGACCCAGGAGUUCCUGGAUUUGACAAUAGCGUAGAGGGACCCAAGGGCUUGAAAGGAGAACUUGGAAGACAGGGAAGAAGAGGCUGGCCAGGCCCCCCUGGAAUUCCCGGCUCCAGAAGGAAGACAGCAGCUCAUGGCCAAAGGGGACCUACAGGCCCACAGGGGAAACCGGGCAUCCCAGGUCCAGAUGGACUUGCAGGGUCACUGGGACUUAAGGGUCCUCAGGGUCCGAGAGGAGAAGCUGGUAUGAAAGGAGAAAAAGGAAAUCUGGGAAGUAAAGGUCCCCAGGGGCUUCCAGGAGCAGCAGGAGAGGCAGGGAAUCAAGGCCAUUUGGGAAGCCAAGGAAAUAAAGGAGAACCUGGCGAUCUGGGGACAAAGGGAGCCACUGGCCUUCGGGGUCCUCGAGGCUUGCCGGGUGGUGAUGGCAACCCAGGUUAUGGUAGUGUUGGAAGUAAAGGAGCAAAGGGGCAAGAAGGAUUCCCUGGAGAAAUCGGACCUAAGGGUGAGGUCGGGGACCCCGGUGGCCCAGGAGAAACUGGACCCAAGGGCGCUAGAGGCAAGACGGUAUCUGCUGGGCUUCCGGGAGAACCAGGAUCCCCUGGGGAGCUGGGACCUCCUGGGCGCAAGGGUGUGAAAGGAGCCAAAGGAUUGGCUUCAUUCUCUACAUGUGAGCUCAUCCAGUAUGUGCGGGACCAUAGUCGAGCGCCUCAGUGCCCCGUGUACCCCACGGAGCUGGUGUUCGCGCUGGACCAGUCGCGGAGCGUCACAGAGCCCGAGUUUGCGCGGAUGAAGGCGAUGAUGUCCUCCCUGCUCAGCGGCCUCCGGGUCCGCGAGGACCACUGCUCCGCAGGCGCGCGCGUGGCCGUGCUCGCCUAUGACUCCCACGCCAGGCUCCUCAUCCGCUUCUCCGACACCUACAGGAAGGACAGACUCCUCCGAGAGAUCGAGGCCCUCCCUUACGAGCGCUCCACGGCCAGCAGGGACAUCGGCAAGGCCAUGAGGUUUGUCUCCAGGCACGUCUUCAAGCGGAUGCUCCCGGGGUCUCACGCCAGAAGAAUCGCCACCUUCUUCAGUGGCGGCCCAUCCGUGGACCCCCAGACCAUCACCACCGCCGGCCUGGAGUUCAGCGCCCUGGACAUCAUCCCGGUGGUGAUCGCCUUCAAUCAGGUGCCCGCGGUGCGGCGAUCGUUUGUGAUUGACGACACAGGCAGAUUCCAAGUCAUCAUUAUCCCAUCCGGAGCUGACUCCGUACCAGCACUCGAGGGACUCCAGCGGUGUACUUUCUGCUACGAUGUGUGCAAGCUGGAUGCUUCUUGCCAUCAAGCCAGACCAGCCCUUGUGCAAUCUUAUGUGGACGCUGCUUUCCUUCUGGACGGCUCCCGGCACGUGGGAAGUGCAGAAUUUGAAGACAUACGGGGAUUCUUAGGAGCACUGUUAGAUCACUUCGAAAUCACCCCAGAGCCUGAGACCUCUGUCACCGGAGACCGGGUGGCCCUAUUAAGCCUCAGUCCCCCUCACUUCCUACCCAACACUCAGAGGAGCCCUGUUAAAAGCGAAUUCAACCUGACCACCUACAAGAGUAAGCGCCUCAUGAAGAGACACGUGGAGGACUCCGUUCAGCCACUAGAUGGAGAUGCUUUUAUUGGUCAUGCCUUACAGUGGACUCUGGACAAUGUCUUCUCAAGGGCACCCAAUCUGAGAAGAAACAAAGUCAUUUUUGUGAUAUCUGCUGGGGAAACCAGCCACUUGGACAGGGAAACCUUAAAGAAAGAAUCCCUGAGGGCCAAGUGUCAAGGUUAUGUCCUGUUUGUGUUUUCCCUUGGGCCUUCUUGGAAUGACCAAGAACUGGAAGAUCUAGCCAGCUACCCUUUGGAUCACCACUUGGUCCAGCUUGGCCGCAUUCAUAAGCCUGACCACAGAUACGGUGUGAAGUUUGUGAAGGCUUUUAUAAGCUCAGUCAGGCGUGCAAUCAACAAAUAUCCACCAAUAAAUAUCAAAGCAAAGUGCAACAGACUCAGUUCUACGGAUCCACAGCAGCCCCCACUACAGUUUGUGCGAAGCUUUGUUCCUGGGCCACACAGAGCUACCCUCAAAGAAGAUGCAUUGAAGAAGGCAAAGUUCUUUCAACACAAAAAAUACUUUUCAAGAAUAGCAGGAGGCAGCAGAGAUGAUACUAUUCAAAAUUUUACCAGAAACAUAUUCCAUGUCUUUGAAAAUGGAAAAAGGGUGAUAAAAGCUGCUCCCAAACAACAUGAUAAAGGAAGCGCUCAGAGAGUUUAA